Salpingoeca rosetta is the source of this 1425-nucleotide messenger RNA. RefSeq lists its product as uncharacterized. Gene Ontology annotation, molecular function: hydrolase activity. NCBI's taxonomy places the organism in Eukaryota, Choanoflagellata, Craspedida, Salpingoecidae. The record is from RefSeq and is a predicted model, not a curated record. The transcript is spliced from 3 exons. Bases 140 to 1405 code for a protein of 421 amino acids.
CAUGAAAUGAUCACACCACCACCACCAAAACAACCAAAACAACAACCCACCAGCCAACCAAACCAACCACACCACCUUCACCACCAACCAAACCAUCACCGACGCUCUCGCUUCACCACCACACCUUCGCCUCUGUGACAUGAUGCAGUUCUUGCUGGUGGUGGUGCACUACUUGGUGCGACUGGUUGCGCUGUAUGUGAUUGUUGCAUCGAUACACGCGCUGUGGAAUGUGGCGUGCCGCGCGUUUGCAGCACUGCCGAGGUCCGCGCGCUGCUUCCUCUUGACAGCGUUUAUCCGCUUCAUCCGCUGGCACGUUGAUGGCUUCUGGACCUGGGUGCAAUGGAAGCUUUGGCUCUUCUGGCCCCACGCUCACGCCCAAGACCGACAGCAAAUCAUGAAGGGUGUUGCCUCCAUUCGUUGGGACUCCUACGGCGACAGAGAGAAGGAGAUGGUGCAUGUGGUUGAACCAGAUGCGGAGCACGCGCAGAAGCUGAGCGAUGCGCCGCCAUCCAAAGCACGCACCAUCCUGUAUGCGCACGGCGGUGGGUUUGUGUUCGCCAGCAGCUCCGUGCUCAUGCACUCCAUCACAUGCUUCUGCCGCCAAGGGUUCCGCGUCUACUCCAUGGACUAUCCGCUUGCGCCAGAGCACCGCUUCCCCGCCGCCCUCGUCUCCACCCUCCGCGCCCUGCACUGGAUCCACGCACGCGAGGGCGUGCCCGUGGUCAUGCUGCUUGGUGACUCCGCGGGCGGCAACCUUGUCAGCAUGGCGGCUGCGCUCAUCAUGAACCCGCCCCUCAUGCGCCAGUUCGCAGCUGCCGUCGACGAGCCAGACCUGCUGCACUACACGUACCCGCGCGUCGAGAGCAUGGCGUGCCUGUACGGCUUGCUCGACCAAACCUCGUGGCGCGGGCGCUGCCUGAAGCAGAUUACCCGCCUGGAAAACUUCAUGGCGGAGGCCGGCAUAUCUGGUGCGCUGGAGCUGUAUACCAACCUCGAUGGCGUCUUCAAUGGCCGAUACACGCUCAUGGACAUCCACGACGACAUUCAACACUUCCCGCGCACGCUGUUUGUUGGUGGCUCGCGUGACCCGCUCAUCUACUCCACGCUCUUUGCACACGAGCGCCUGCACGCGUCCGGGUUUGAUGUCCACUGCAAGAUUUACCCGGCCCGCCACGGCUUCUUCGGCUUUCCCCCACAGUGGACGUUUGGUGCGUGGGAGACGGAUGCGGCACCAACAACAGAGCUGCUUGCGCACUUCUUCGGGCAGUCGCCAACACGCCACCGCCGGCAGUGCAGCAACACGCUCGACGGGACGUCCUGUUGUCUUGCUCACAAGGCCGAUUACGGCGAGCACGCCCUUCGCGCGUAUGAUCGCCACUUUGCAGCCACGGGGGAGGGCUGGUGACGCGAGGGGGCGGAUGCGUG